This is a messenger RNA of Capsaspora owczarzaki ATCC 30864, 1767 nucleotides long. RefSeq lists its product as hypothetical. The coding region runs from base 134 to 1576 and encodes 480 amino acids. The transcript is spliced from 6 exons. The record is from RefSeq and is a predicted model, not a curated record. NCBI's taxonomy places the organism in Eukaryota, Filasterea, Ministeriida, Capsasporidae.
AAAUCAUCUUCGUUUCACUUCUUGUUUCGUGUUUCGCGUUUUUUUUUUUUUCCUUUUUGUUUUUCCCCUUCUUGAGACCUGAGCUCACAAUCCCACCAUAUAACAACACCUCCUCGAAUCAAGCUCACUAACCAUGGGUCGCCACGCCAAGCAUUCGCACACCAAGCGCCAGCACCAGCAGCAGCAGUAUUACUCGGCGUCGCGCCAGCCACCGAUCACGCCAAACAUGCCCCGCAAGCACCUGAACUUUACCCCCGCGUCUGCAUUCGCCCCUCUGGGUUCGAGUCCGCUGUUCACGCCUGCUUCGUCGGUGGCCAGCGAGCGGAUUGCGCCAGUGUCUGCGUCGUUGUCGUCGCGAGUGGAGAAGGCCAAAUCCGGCUCGACCUCGACAAAGCUCAACAAUCGCAAGAAGCGGGCCGCUGCUGCCGCCGCUGCUGCCGCAACUGCUGCUGCCAUGGCGGCCGAGUUUGGCACUAUUGAUGGCGAGUUUUCGGGAGGGGAAGGCGGCGUGUCGGCGGGCGCAGACAUGGCGAGCAGCCACCACGCCGUUUCUGAAACUGUUUCAACUGUUGCGGCGGCGGCCGACCGUUUCGCGUUUCAUGCAUCCGGUGGUGGGGCGUCUCUGCUCCCGCCAAUCACGCCUGGCACUGCCAACAGCGUCGACAGCAUCAACGGCGACGGCGAGUUCUUUGCCGACCUGGACCUGGGCGUUGCGGCAUCCGUCCGAUUGCAACGCUCGCGCAGCCGCGAAUUUGAAUCCGACUCGCGCAACCGCUCCCCGACCAAGUCUCCGCUCCCCAUCCGCGUGAGCAGAGCGUCCGCCUCCAGCAGUUGGUCCAUCACCGGCGUUGUUAGCAAGGGAUUGCGCGCCGUUGGUGACUUUUUGCUCGCGCGCACCGAUGCUCCGUCCGGUGGCUCGCCCAAGCGUCACUUUACCGUAUCGGAGCUGACUGAGCGCAUUCUGCAACUCGAGAGCGAAAUGUCCAUCUUGAGGAAGCGAGUUGCUGAUCAGCCAUUGCAGGACCACGCACCUUCCAUGUCGAAUGAUGCCUUUGUGCCACCUCCGCCACCCAUGCCACCCAUGUGCAUGGGUGCUCCUCCACCGCCGCCACCGCCGCUUCCUCCGCUGAUGAUGCCGAAGGAAUACAAGAUUGUGCUGGGUCGAGCAUCGCAAAAGACACAGCGCGACGAGAACGACGGUGAGGCUUCCGGGAAGAAGAAGGCCAAGGGAUUCUCUGUUAGCUUGGAGGACAUCCAGCGCGUGGCUUUGCGCCGAGUCAGCUCCAACCAAAGCGUCACCACUCCUGGAUCCGCCCCCGCCAGCGCCAAGGACAUUACGUCCGCUCUUGCAAUGGAAGCAAAGGCCUUCCAGCUGAAGCGCAAUGAUUCCAUUCGAUCCCCCGGAGGUACGCCCAUGCGGCCACGCAAGGCGACAAAUGCCAGCCUCUUGGAAAAUGCUGGCUCGGAUGCUUCACACGGUGUUCGCACCCUUCUCCGUCGAGCUCGGACGGAAUCAAUUUCCUCUCCCGUACGCCACAGUCCGUUUGGUUCACCCUCCGCGGCGGUUCGUGCAUAACUUAGACUACAGUAUUGCUCUGAGCCUUGCUGGCGAGGAUUUGGUCCAGCAAAGUUCCAGCUCUUCCCUCUGUCGAUACCACCCCCCAACUUCCCCCAUCCACCACUUGCAAUAACACAUCGAGUUAGGUUGACUGUCGUUGCGUGAUUGCUUCACCCUAUUUUAUUGAACAAAACCAACCAAAAAACCAA